AUGCAGGUGUCACAGUACUUCGGUAUCGCUGCAGUCGUCGUCCUCUUCGUUUAUAUCAUCGCCAAGAUAUUUCAAGGAAAAGAAAAGAAGCGAUCUGCAAGGCCUGGAACGGUAGUUCUACACCAGUUUCCUCCUUCCGAGCUCUGUGUUUCGGGGGGCUCUCCGCCAUGUUUGAAGUUGGAAACUUUCCUCCGCAUGACAAAGAUCCCGUACGAAAAUGAAUAUGGUUUUAACUUCUCCAAAAAAGGCAAAAUGCCGUGGAUUGAGUUCAACGGGCGCGACACAGCAGACUCUAAUUUUUGUAUUCGGUUCCUGACGAAAGAGUUCAAAAUUGACAUCGAUUCUCACUUGAAUUCCGAUGAAAAAGCCAUCGCGCACUCUGUUCGAACUAUGUUGGAGGAAAAUACCUACUGGUGAGUGAAUAUUUAGCUAUCAUUAUGUAUAACUAUUUUAUUUUGUGCGUAAUAACAAGUGUAUUCUAAAAAGUAUACUCGUAAUGAUACGCUUCGUCGGUUCGCAGAUGCCACUUUAUUGCUGUCGCGUCAGGAUCAAGUUUCAUCGUUUCAUUAUUCAGUUCAAGGUCUUUAUUGAUAAAUUGUGUGUGACUUUUUCGAAAACUAACCUGGUCAUUCGCAAUAAAAAUGUUGCUCGAGGUUUUUUCUCCAGCCUGAGGUCGCACAAGUACGGCUUUAGCUAUUGUGUGACUAUGUACGGCUGAGGGACAAACAAACGAUCUUUCUUCGAACAUUUUCUGCUUUAUUUACAGGGCCCUUGUGUACUACCGAGUCUUUUCUCCCAGCUUUGCUGAGAAAUUUCGCGAGAUACUGUUUGGUAAUCUCAUCAUGCCGAUCAAGUAUCUUUUAUACUAUAUGUUCCAGCGAAGGGUCAAGAAGGAUUUAUGGUCGCACGGAAUGGGUCGACACUCGGAGCAGGAGCUCUAUGGAAUAGCGGAAAGGGAUCUUCUUGCAGUGUCAGAAAUUUUGGGGCAGAAGAAGUUUCUGUUUGGUGAAAAGCCUUGCCUUGCUGACGCUGCAGUGUUCGCUUUCGUCUGUGGAGCAACUUGGGAGUGUCCACAAAGUCCUUUUACCGAGCUCACGGCCAAGACGAAAGCUCAGAAUCUUCAGAGACACGCUCAGCGAAUGAAGGAGCUGUAUUUUCCAGACUGGGAUGAUAUCAUUUCAAAGAAACCUAAGUCUGCCUAAAACUAGAAGUUUCCGCAAUCUCACGACCUUCUUAGUUACGUUUUAUGAUAAAUUCCCAUGCCUUCUUCGCUUUGUUUUUCUGUUUUCAAUACCGCACAGAAACAGGACUGACAGUAAUCUUCAAUACCAACUUUGCUUUCAUUUCACAUUUCUAAGUUCCAAUCCCAUGAUUACCUAAGAGUUUCGAAAGAGUCUUUGUGAGCAGCAGUUUCAAUCAACGCCGGUUUCUGGAGGUUUAAACCCACUUGCAAGUUGUGACGAUAGGUUUUUUUCGAACUUACUGGACUUUUGCGGGAAAGCAGCAAUAACGGGGAAAAGAGCUCAGUAGAGACCAUUUGGUAGCGAGAACGGAAACUCGUCACGAUUUCCUGACCUCCUUCAAGUGAGCUUGCUACGAACGUCAAGGAUCAGACAGCGUUUGGUUCCACAGGAAUUUUAUUUUAGUUCAUGCCGACAGUUGACAUCACCUUUAGCAAACUCAAUUAUGUAAUCGAAAAAGCUUACUUGCUUAUGUAUCAGCGAGUUACAAUAGAGUGGAAAAUGUAUCUUUGUAGUUAAGCGAUUUUAUUAAAAUAUUCCAUCUGUUCGGAAAGAAUUUCAAAAGUAAGAUAGCGGAUAAAAUAGACUCUACGCCAUUUAAAAAGAACAAACUUACGUCAAAAUUCACAGCUCUGUAGUUAAAAACACCCAGCCUAGUUGCGGAUGAGCAGCUUAGGAAAUAUAAGUGAGCAGUAAUAAUAAUUUCUGCUUGUUUAUGCAAUGUUGGUGUUAAAUUCGGAAAAUUAAUCCUGCAUGAAAGGAAAGCGAACUUACGUGCACAAACUCAGCUAUCAACUUCCAUAAGAACCAAUUUUCAGAAAGAUCAUUAGCACUUAUAUUUAUAUUUCCGGAAAGAGCAUUAACGCUUAUAUUGAAAUGCAAUUUCAACAGUAAUGGUCAUUAAAGCACCGAUAUACGGGUGAAUAAUGACAGGCAUGUAACAAGCGAAAUGUAAUAAUUGGAAAUUCAAAAGCUGCUAUGGCUUUUUCUAUACUUUUUGAAAUGCUAGAGCAAAGAUUUCGAAUAAAUCGGAAAUGAAAAGUUUAUGUGUAAACCCCGGUUUUUGGAGGUCUAAACUCGCUCGCAAGUAUUUGAUGUUGAGAUAUCAUUUAAAAAACGGCGCGAAAGUUUUGUAUAAAAUUAUAUUUGGCACGCAUCAAGAAACUGUAAACUUCUCAGCUUAUAAUCUCUUGCGCAUAUUUAUGCUGUUAAUUUCCUUCCCAGUCCCCGGCCGGUCAAUUGGUCAGUGCACAAACUCUUUUCUAAGCAGGUCCUCCUUUUGUCACAAUUUUGGCAUUGUCAAGAGCUGUUCAUUUUGAUCCCUCUGCAUUUUAUACCACAGUGCUUUUUUUACUGCAAUACUCUACAACUAUACAACAGGGACUGCCUUCUAUUUGAAUAAAAGAUGUUUCUGUAGUUUUUCUCUAUAUUUCGUAUACCUCGCACCAAGAGUCUCAUGCCUGGUAUGCGUAUUGGUAACACUCAUCUGAUAAGAUGCUGUGGCGAGCAAUUCAAGAAUGAAAGCAUAGUGAAACCACCGCUAUUAGUGAAAGAGGGCCGAAUUCGGCGAAGUUGGCUGACUAAAAUGGUAAUUUCGCAGUACUUAGAGUAUGCUUUGUUUAAAUAAUGAAACAGAAUUUCCUUCCGAAGGGUUAAACGAACUUUUUUUGUCAUACUUUGGGAAAAUUGAACUGGAAGUAGUUGUAGACGCCAUUGAUAAAUUGUGUGUGACUUUUUCCACCGCCAUGAAUUGUUCCUAACCUCUUUCCUACUCCUUCCAGAUCAGCGGGGGAAGGGGAGGGAGGGGGUUAUUACGACCCAGGGUGUUUGGCUUGUCAGGUAAAUCUCAAACUCUUGAACAGGGUUUCUCUUUAACCCUUUGACCGCUAAGGGAGACUAGCAUUUAACUUCUCCUACAACAUCACACCUGAAUAAAACAUUCAGGUUACAAGAAUGCAAUCUUGAUUGUUUAACAAAUUCUCCUUGUCAGUACCCCAGAUAAUGGUCACACUUAAGCAUGAUCACUAAGGUUGUAGACUUUUACUUUCAAAACCUGCAGCUGUAACUAACAGUCUAUAAUUUGACACGCGCAAAUUUAAAAGAGAACUUGCAGCUCGCGCAUGAAAAGAAAGAGGCAUGAACCCAAACAUGCCGGCACACAGUGAGUGCAUUACAACAAGGCCGUGACCAGACUUCAGAACAAGACGAGGCAAGUUUCGAACGAAUGGAAUCUUUGCCAUGCGAAGGGACGUUUCUACUUUUAAACAUGGCGGAGAGCCACUCAAAGAUAAGGGCGAGGAAAGAAACUGACGUGAGACAACUGUGCCAGGCUGUGCCAAGAUGCGUGUGAGAAUAAAUGCAAAUGAGCCUCUCACAUGGAAUUAAAUAAUGAAAUUAGUAACGCUUUUAGAAAACUUUCCUUCACUUCAGUUAGUUUAGUAUUCUGUUUUUGUUUCUGUUUGUCUUUUCUUUAUCCUUUAUAUACAGAUGUAUGAAUUCUGCUCAACAAGAAAAUUGAGCUGCUAGUGUUUUAAUUAAUUUCUUUUUUUUUUGUAAAUCUGAUUUGCAAUAAAGAAGGUCAAAGAAGUGUGAAGGAAUUUAUUGGCGAGCCAUCACUGCCAGUUCCAGUGCUCAAAAGGCUUAUCAUAAUGUAAAAUACUUACAUUAAUUCUUCUUUCCUAUUUGCACUGAUAAUAUUAUGAAAUGCAACAGAUGCAAAAACAAACAAUCAAACAUGCGAAAAUUGGGGAAUUUGUCUGAAAAUUAAAUGAUUUUCUUUCUUCAGUUACUUUGCCUGUAACAAUGUGAGGGAAUACCGUUUUGCAAUGCAAAGAGGCUUCUGGAUUGUAAGUGAAACUUGUUUCUACUUUCUUCGAGAGCUAGCUGGAAAUCUGAAACACAUUGCAAAAGAAUCGAGAUGUUCACGAUUUCAGUACUGUUAAGCUUAAAGUAAAUGUCACGCUACAGUGGACUGAUAUCUGAACUGAUGCCGAACUAAUGAUUAUGCGAAUUGACCUUUGAUGCCACGCUUACCUCGAUGCGACCAUGACUUAGCAUAUUUACAAUCUCGCUUGCGUGACAAACACGCAACGGAGUGCUUUCAAUCAAUUCCCGCCUACAUCUUGCACAUACGGAAAAGAUGCAGGUGUCACAGUACUUCGGUAUCGCUGCAGUCGUCGUCCUCUUCGUUUAUAUCAUCGCCAAGAUAUUUCAAGGAAAAGAAAAGAAGCGAUCUGCAAGGCCUGGAACGGUAGUUCUACACCAGUUUCCUCCUUCCGAGCUCUGUGUUUCGGGUUCUCCGCCAUGUUUGAAGUUGGAAACUUUCCUCCGCAUGACAAAGAUCCCGUACGAAAAUGAAUACAGUUUUAAAUUCUCCAAAAAAGGCAAAAUGCCGUGGAUUGAGUUCAACGGGCGCGACACAGCAGACUCUAAUUUUUGUAUUCGGUUCCUGACGAAAGAGUUCAAAAUUGACAUCGAUUCUCACUUGAAUUCCGAUGAAAAAGCUAUCGCGCACUCUGUUCGAACUAUGUUGGAGGAAAAUACCUACUGGUGAGUGAAUAUUUAGCCAUCACUAUGUAUAGCUAUUUUAUUUCGUGCGUAAUAACAAGUGUAUUCUAAAAAGUAUUCACGUAAUGAUACGCUUCGUCGGUUCGCAGAUGCCACUUUAUUGCUGUCGCGUCAGAUCAAGUUUAAUCUUUUCAUCAUUCAGUUCAAGGUCUUUAUUAAUAAACUGUGUGUGACUUUUUCGAAAACUAACCUGGUCAUUCUCAAUAACAAUAUUGCUCGAGGUUUUUUCUCCAGCCCGCACUAGUACGGCUUUAGCUAUUGUGUGACUAUGUACGGCUGAGGGACAAACAAACGAUCUUUCUUCGAACAUUUUCUGCUUUAUUUACAGGGCCCUUGUGCACUAUCGAUUCUUUACUCCCAGCUAUGCUGAGAAAGAUCGCGAGAUAUUGUUUGGUCAUCUUAUCAUGCCGAUCAAGUAUCUUUUAUACUAUAUGAUCCAGCGAAGGGUCAAGAAGGAUUUAUGGUCGCACGGAAUGGGUCGACACUCGGAGCAGGAGCUCUAUGAAAUAGCGGAAAGGGAUCUUCUUGCUGUGUCAGAAAUUUUGGGGCAGAAGAAGUUCCUGUUUGGUGAAAAGCCUUGCCUUGCUGACGCUGCAGUAUUCGCUUUUGUCUGUGGAGCAACCUGGGAUUGUCCACAAAGUCCUUUUGCCGAGCUUACGGCCAAGACGAAAGCUCAGAAUCUUCAGAGACACGCUCAGCGAAUGAAGGAGCUGUAUUUUCCAGACUGGGAUGAUAUCAUUUCCAAUAAACCUAAGUCUGCCUAAAGCUAGAAGUUUCCGUAAUCUCACGACCUUCUUAGUUACGUUUAUGAUACAUUCUUAUGCCUUCUUCGCUUUGUUUUUCUGUUUUCGAUACCGUACAGAAACAAUAUUGAGAGUAAUCUUGAAUACUUACCUACUACUGCAUUCGUCUCUUUUUGCAUUCAUUCUUACAUUUCUAAGUUCCAAUCCAUUACCUAAGAGUUUCGAAAGAGUCUCUAUGAGCAGCAGUUUCAAUUAAUGCCGAUUUCUGGAGGUUUAAACCAGCUUGCAAGUUGUGACGAUAGGUUUUUUCGAACUUACUGGACUUUUGCGGGGAACGCAACAAUAACGUGGGAAAAGAGCUCAGUAGAGACCACUUGGUAGCGAGAACGGAAACUCGUCACGAUUUCCUGCUACACGGCGACCUCCUUCAAGUGAGCUUGCUACGAACGUCAAGGAUCAGACAGCGUUUGGUUCCACAGUAAUUUUAUUUUAGUUCAUACCGACAUUUGACAUCACCUUUAGCAAACUCAAUUCUGUAAUCGAAAAAGCUUACUUGCUUAUGUAUCAGCGGGUGCGAGGUUCUAUUAUCACACAAAGUGCAAUAUUUGAAUAAGGUUACAAUUAAGUGGAAAAAGUAUCUUUGUAGUUAAGCGAUUUUAUUUAAAUAUUCUAUCUGUUCGGAAAGAAUUUCAAAAGUAAGAGAGCGGAUACAAUAGACUCUACGCCAUUUAACUGAAAGAGAACAAACUUACGUCAAAAUUCACAGCUCAGAAGUUAAAACACCCAUCCUAGUUGCGGAUGAGCAGCUUAGGAAACAAAAGUGAGCAGUAAUAAUAAUUUCUGCUCAUCAAUGCGAUGUUGGUGUUGAGUUCGGAAAAUAAUUCUGCAUGAAAGGAAUGCGAACUUACGUCCACAAACUCCACUAACAACUUCCAUAAGAACCAAUUUUCAGAAAGAUCAUUAGCACUUAUAUUUAUAUUAUAGUGACAUGAUCAGGUACUGUCUUAGUUGCGUGAUGAUAGCGUGAAGUGUAACGAAUUCGCUCCUUUCGUUACUUCAUGUUCUUUCACGGUAUUAAAAAGUCCAUAUCUAGUGUCUCCACUGAAGAAG
Messenger RNA from Pocillopora meandrina, 6661 nucleotides. NCBI's taxonomy places the organism in Eukaryota, Metazoa, Cnidaria, Anthozoa, Scleractinia, Pocilloporidae. The record is from the annotation of a GenBank genome assembly.